Colletotrichum navitas is the source of this 417-nucleotide messenger RNA. RefSeq lists its product as uncharacterized. The transcript has a single exon. Bases 121 to 291 code for a protein of 56 amino acids. NCBI's taxonomy places the organism in Eukaryota, Fungi, Ascomycota, Sordariomycetes, Glomerellales, Glomerellaceae. The record is from RefSeq and is a predicted model, not a curated record.
AGAGAAAAGGGAAACCUGCCUCUUGAAUCGAGGGGGGGGGGUGCUCCCCCUCCCGAUCUGGCAAGGCGCAGGCCGGCGAUCGCUGCACUUGGGCCUCAUUUAGUCUGACUCGGAACCAACAUGGGGACGUGGCGUCCAAGACAACAAGUGCCUGGUCUUUGGCGUGUGAUGGCCAACAGUCUCGCCGACGAUUCGUUGACUCCAGCCUCCCCACGUCCAGACGGCCCACGACGCUCUUCAGCGGCCCGCCGCCUUGGCCCAACGAAGAUCCGGCGCCCGCCGCGGCAAUGAGGCAAUCGCGCAUCACUGCCGUACACGGCCAGAGCUCCGAAACUCUGUUCUGCGGGCGCGGUUAAGGGACAACCUGGAGGGUUCUGCCUGCGCUCUUUCGGCUGGCUUGGUUUUUUUUUUUGGGGG